Molecule: messenger RNA, 1635 nt
Organism: Mesocestoides corti
Lineage: Eukaryota; Metazoa; Platyhelminthes; Cestoda; Cyclophyllidea; Mesocestoididae
Source: the annotation of a GenBank genome assembly
GCCAAUCGCACAAAACGCUACAAGUUGAGCGUGCUGCCGGAGAAGACCAUGGGCCACCCCUUCGAGUGCCCCGAGUGCGGCCUGGUGUACACCCGGAAGCACGCCCUGGAGCGCCACAUCGCCUUCUCGCACAACGGCGAGACCGCCUUCCGCUGUGAGUUCUGCAGCUUCCACGCCCUCGAUCGGGCCAACUUCCGUCAGCACAUGUCGCGCCACUUUCAUCUCAAGAAUUUCGCCUGCGAGGAGAAGGAGAGAAAAAUAACCGUCCAACCAAGUGCACUGUCCGUGUCGUCCGUUUUUUGGAUCGCGGAUGGGUCGAUCUGGAAAACCGCCUACACAGGCCGGUCUUCAGGCGAUCACAGUAGUCUGAUGAGACACGUCGCCGACCAAAAUGAAAAAACCGAACAGACCGCAUGCGAUGCGGUCCUUUCCGUUUGCAGCUUUUUGGCGUCUCAGUAUCUUCGUCUCGUGGUUCAUCGUGUGUUCUUUUUUUGCUGUCCAUUUCAGCAAUGCGACCACCGUUGCAUCACCAAGCAGGAGUUGGCCGAUCACGUGCGCUUCAAACACAGCGACAAACGCGACUUCAAGUGCCCCGACUGUCAGGCUACUUUCAAGGUGUGUACACAGGGCACUCUGAGCCGUCACCAGAAGACCCACACAGACAUCUCCUUCCUCUGCAACCUCUGCGAUGCCUCCUUCAACCGAAUGAGCAAUCUCAAACGCCACAAGGCCUCGGUUCACGCCAAAAACAAGCGGGCACGUGGACGACCCCAGAAGAUUGUCAGACAGGAGGGCGAGAAACGCCCGAGGCAUCACAAAACCGCCACCGAAGUGGCUCAGCCUGACGCAGCGCUUCACCAAGCUGACGAUCUGUGGGCCGUUCAGGCCGGUGAGAAACACAUAGACCAGCACGCCUUUGGAAAUUAUGACCCAGUCCAGGAGCACAGUAGCGGAAAAGGCAUCGAUGAUCGACUCUGUUCAGUUCAGCCACCACUUCAGCCGGUCUACGUGGUUGCCUACGAGACGGAGAACGGGUGGGUUCCAGCAAAUCCCACCUCAGUGCCCGACGACACCCUCCUAAUCCCCCCUCCAGAACCGCCCAGGGAGCCCGUGCUUCCGUGUGUCACGGACUUCUUCUCCUCUACCACCUCCUCCUCCGCCAACGCCUUCACCUGCUUCCUCCCAGUCAGCACUGACGAGGAACACCAAACCGCUACACAUCCAGCCCCAUCGGCCAAUCACAUUUGGCGGCCAGGAGACGAUGGCGUGGAUGAUGACCUUGGCACGGCCAAUCAUGGCGGUGAGGAUCUCAUGUGUGACUUUCUACCAGGCCUGAGUGGCGACGCUGGUGGAAUGAGUCCGGAUCGGGGCCAGGCCCUGGGAAGCAGCAACUUCUCUGUGGGCUAUCUGAUUGGCGGUGGAAGUGGGGCCAGCGGAGUGUCAUUGGUGGACCCACACGACUCGGUGCCGAGUUCCACCUCCGAGCUACACGCACUCCCCACUUCCGACUGCCUCUCGCUCAUGCCAAUUGUCACGAGUGCCUUCGACGAGACCACCGGCAACACCACCUUUCAGCCGUUUUGGAGUUCGGCGAGUGGAUACUCGGCGUUUGACCAGCAACAAGACAGUGUCUGA